This is a messenger RNA of Laccaria bicolor S238N-H82, 915 nucleotides long. Its product is annotated as glycoside hydrolase family 16 protein. The record is from RefSeq and is a predicted model, not a curated record. The annotation marks the transcript as partial. NCBI's taxonomy places the organism in Eukaryota, Fungi, Basidiomycota, Agaricomycetes, Agaricales, Hydnangiaceae. The transcript has 8 exons. Gene Ontology annotation, molecular function: glucosidase activity. Gene Ontology annotation, biological process: (1->6)-beta-D-glucan biosynthetic process; fungal-type cell wall organization. Gene Ontology annotation, cellular component: endoplasmic reticulum membrane; plasma membrane.
ACAUCGUUAGGCCGUGCUGGCUUCGGCGGAAGCUUGGAUGGCAUGUGGCCUUACAGUUAUGAUUCAUGUGAUGUUGGUACAUUGCCGAAUCAGACUUACCCUGGCACAGCAACGCCGCUGGCAGCUGUGCAGAACGGUGAUCCUUCCAAUGGCGGCGUCCUGUCAUUCCUUCCAGGUCAACGUCUGUCCGCAUGCACUUGCCCAGGAGAAUCUCAUCCAGGACCAGUGAGGGCCAAUGGGAGCUACGUUGGUCGGGCAGCACCCGAGAUUGAUGUCUUUGAGGCCACUAUUGAUGGUGCAGUCGGAAAGGUUUCGCUUUCGUCGCAGUGGGCACCGUACAAUGCUAACUACAACUGGCUGAAUACAACUGACAAUCUCAUUUUAUAUGACCCGGUCAAGACAGUCUUGAACUCAUACAAAGGCGGUGUCUACCAGCAAACCACCAGUGGCCUUUCGGUAGCAAAUCAGGACUGUUAUGAGCUAGAAAAAGGCUGCUUUUCCACUUUCGGGUUCCAGUAUAAGCCUGGGUUCGAUAACGCAUACAUUACCUGGAUCAACGAUGAUAAGCCAGCAUGGACGAUCAUGGUCGCUGGUAUGGGAGCCGAUCCGCAAACGGAGAUUAGUGCCCGACCUGUGCCGAUGGAACCAAUGUACAUCAUUGCCAACCUUGGUUUCUCCCUCAACUUUGGAUCGAUCAAUUUCGAUCAAUUGGUUUUGCCAGCCGUCAUGAGCAUCGACUACAUCAGAGUGUACCAGCCCAAGAAUGCUGUCAACAUUGGCUGUGACCCUGCGGCUUUUCCAACGGCGCAGUACAUCCAGACGUAUUCAAAUGUCUACACGAACCCAAACAUAACAACCUGGAAGGAAGCCCAACAGCCAUGGCCCAAGAACCGCCUCCAAACUGGCAGCUGCUAA